Messenger RNA from Salarias fasciatus (jewelled blenny), 2245 nucleotides. RefSeq names its product solute carrier family 5 member 2 (gene slc5a2). The record is from RefSeq and is a predicted model, not a curated record. Gene Ontology annotation, molecular function: D-glucose:sodium symporter activity. Gene Ontology annotation, cellular component: plasma membrane. Lineage: Eukaryota; Metazoa; Chordata; Actinopteri; Blenniiformes; Blenniidae. The transcript has 15 exons. The coding region runs from base 1 to 2001 and encodes 666 amino acids. Gene Ontology annotation, biological process: transmembrane transport; sodium ion transport.
AUGGAGGGCCUCCCUUCAGACGAGACAAGCGUCAAAAACCCGGCAGACAUCAGCGUCAUCAUUGGAUAUUUCAUCCUGGUGAUCAGUGUGGGCAUUUGGUCCAUGUUUCGGGGCAAUCGUGGAACGGUCGGGGGGUAUUUCCUGGCAGGGCGCACCAUGACCUGGUGGCCGGUCGGUGCAUCUCUGUUUGCGAGCAACAUUGGCAGCGCUCACUUUGUGGGCCUGGCAGGUACCGGGGCAGCCAGUGGCAUCGCUGUGGGAGGCUUCGAGUGGAUUGCUCUGUUCAUUGUGCUGCUGCUGGGUUGGCUCUUCGUGCCCGUCUACCUCACAGCUGGGGUCAUCACAAUGCCUCAGUACCUGAAGAAGAGGUUUGGUGGGAGAAGAAUCAGCCUCUACCUCUCUAUCAUCUCUCUCUUUCUCUACAUUUUCACCAAGAUCUCGGUGGACAUGUUUUCAGGAGCUGUGUUCAUCCAGCAAGCGCUAGGCCUCAACAUCUACGUGGCCGUCAUCUCCCUUUUGUCCAUCACAGCCUUGUACACAGUCACAGGGGGCUUGGCUGCACUGAUGUACACUGACACUGUUCAGACCUUUGUCAUCAUUGCUGGAGCCUUGAUCCUCACCGCCUUCUCAUUCUCUGAGGUAGGAGGCUACAGCGGUCUGCUUGAUAAAUACAGCACAGCGAUGCCGAGUAAUUUCACGUCCCUGGAUCCCCACCGAUACAAUAUCUCGUCCAGCUGUUACACCCCCCGAGAGGACGCCUUCAGCCUGCUGAGGGACGCCACCACAGGGGACCUGCCCUGGCCGGGGGUUCUGUUUGGGACUGCAAUAGCAGGGAUCUGGUACUGGUGCACGGACCAGGUGAUUGUCCAGCGGUGUCUUGCAGCCCGCAGCAUCACCCAUGUGAAGGCCGGAUGCAUCCUGUGCGGCUACCUCAAAGUGCUACCAAUGUUCCUGAUGGUGUUCCCUGGUAUGAUCAGCAGGGUGCUGUACCCAGAUGAAGUGGGCUGUGUGGUCCCAGAGGAGUGUAAGAAGGUGUGUGGAACUGAAGUGGGCUGCUCCAACAUUGCUUACCCUAAACUAGUGGUGUCAGUCUUGCCCAGCGGUCUGCGAGGUCUGAUGCUGGCUGUGAUGUUGGCUGCACUCAUGUCCUCUUUGGCCUCGGUCUUCAACAGCAGCAGCACCCUGUUCACCAUGGACAUCUGGACGCGCAUCCGACCACAGGCCAGCGAGAGCGAACUCAUCAUCGUGGGCAGAGUGUGGGUUCUGUGCAUCGUGGCCGUCAGUAUCUGCUGGAUCCCGAUAGUGCAGGCGGCUCAGAGCGGUCAGCUGUUUGACUACAUCCAGGCAGUCUCCAGCUACCUGGCUCCCCCCAUCGCCUCCGUGUUUCUGCUGGCUGUGUUUGUGAAGCGGGUCAAUGAGACGGGAGCUUUCUGGGGCCUGAUCGGUGGCCUGAUGAUGGGUCUGUGUAGGAUGCUGCCUGAGUUCUGGUACGGCACCGGCAGCUGCAUUUUCCCCUCGACCUGCCCUGUCUUGGUGUGUGGGGUCCACUACCUCCACUUCGCCAUCAUCCUCUUCCUGUGCACAUCCGUGCUGGUGCUGCUGGUCAGCCACUGCACGGAGCCCAUUGAUGAGCAGCAUCUCCACCGUUUGGUGUUCAGUCUUCGCCACUCCAAAGAAGAGAGGAAAGAUUUGGACAGCGAGCAGGAGGAAAGUGGGAGGAGAGCCAGGAGAGAGGCUCGGGAGAAGAUGAGGGAGAAGAUGAGGGAAAAACACAACAGUGAUGCCUUGGCUGCACAGCAAGACAAAUCCACCUUCCGUCGGAUGAUUGGUCGUCUCUGUGGCCAGAGUGGGUCCUCCCAGUCCCAUGAAGAAGAAGAAGAACCCGAGGCCUUUGAGAAGAUGCCUGACAUCAGUGAGGACCCUGGGUGGAAGCACGUUGUGGAUGCCAACGCUCUCAUCAUGAUGUCCGUCGCUGUGUUUAUGUGGGGAUUCUACGCCUGAUGGGCCCUCUCGUUGUUCCACCACAGCAGAUGUCACAUGUGAUUUACUUGAUCAGAUCCAUCUGAAUCUUAUGCUGAUGGUUAAAUGCGAUGAAGUGUCUCCAUCUAUUGGUGAUGACCUGUUACUGCAAAUAUAUUCCUGAAUCAAAUCAGCUUGAAAAAAAAAAAAGUGGUCAGUAUGAAGUAAUGCUCCUCUGUUACAUUUACCUGGUGUUAAGGCGCACAUGCAACGCAGAGUCUAGGAA